AUGCAUACCACUACAAAAAGCGACAAUUUUGUGUCGCUUCAGGAGAUCCAGGUCGGACUUGAGCAGCUUUUAAUAGAUGCGGAAGACUUUGACUCAUGGUCGGGUGCAAUUCGCGACAGAAUGACCCAAAGGCGUAUGUCACCACCGACAAGAGUUGUUGCCGUGCAUAUGAUUUUUGAGGUGGCCAUUACGGUCUCUUCUCUGAAUACGGUGUCUCAAAAUGUUAGUGUUUAA
Messenger RNA from Strongylus vulgaris, 234 nucleotides. The record is from the annotation of a GenBank genome assembly. Lineage: Eukaryota; Metazoa; Nematoda; Chromadorea; Rhabditida; Strongylidae.